Molecule: messenger RNA, 4997 nt
Organism: Ahaetulla prasina
Lineage: Eukaryota; Metazoa; Chordata; Lepidosauria; Squamata; Colubridae
Gene: ANXA3
Product: annexin A3
Exons: 13
Coding region: 165-1136 (323 amino acids)
Cellular component (GO): cytoplasm
Molecular function (GO): phospholipase inhibitor activity; calcium-dependent phospholipid binding; calcium ion binding
Source: RefSeq, a predicted model, not a curated record
CCUCUUCCUCCUCCUCCGCACCUCCGGGCAGGUGGAGCCAGCGCAAGGGCGGGAACGCGGCAGCACUACUUUUCCAAGCGCCGCGCCAGCCGUAGCUACUAUUCGCCUUCGCAAGUUCACCGUUCGGGACUGUUGCUUCGGCACCUUUGUGAAAACAGACAAUCAUGAUUUCUACUUGGGUUGGUUCUAGAGGAACGAUUCAGGAUUUCCCAGGAUUCAAUGCUUCCAAAGAUGCCGAGGCACUUAAAAAAGCAAUGGAAGGACUGGGCACGGAUGAAACAACAGUGAUUGAGAUCCUGACAGGGAGAUCCAAUGCUCAACGGCAGCUGAUAGCUGCAGAGUAUAAAUCUUACACUGGGAAGGAGCUGAAAGAAGCUUUGAAGGGAGAUACCUCAGGUGAUUUUGGCCAUAUCCUGCUUAACCUGGUCACUCCGCCGGCAGAAUUUGACGCGGAACAAAUUAACCGAACCGUCAGAGGCAUGGGCACGAACGAGACGGCGUUGAUCGAGAUCGUGGCUUCCCGAACUGCCAAGCAAAUCAGAGAGACAACGCAGGCUUAUUAUACAAUGUAUAGGUCCAUCAUGAGUGAGGAUGUCGGUUGGGAUACGUCAGGGGACUUCAAAAGAACCCUCUUGGCCUUGCUGGAGGCCAAAAGAGAUGAUAGUCCAGAGGCCCAUGAAGAUGUAGCGAAGAGAGAUGCGCAGCUCCUGUACGGUGCUGGCGAGAAGCGAUUGGGAACGGAUGAGACCAAAUUCAUCGAGAUUCUGAGCUCCAGCAGCGUCGCUCAACUCAAACUCACAUUUGAGGAGUACAAAAAACUUAGUGGACACCGGAUGGAGGACACCGUGCUUAACGAAACAUCGGGCGAUUUUGCCGAACUGCUUUUGGCCGUAGUGAAGUGUGUGAAUAAUACACCUGCCUUCUUUGCUGAAAAACUGAACAAAUCCAUAAAGGGACCUGGAACUGAUGAAAUCACAUUGAGCAGAAUUCUAGUAUCCAGGUCAGAAAUUGACCUCCUGGAUAUUCGACAGGAAUACAAGAACCUCUAUGGAGAGUCUCUGCAUUCUGCUCUUAGUUCGGAUAGUUCUGGGGAUUAUCGGCGCACCGUGCUCAGGAUUUGUGGCGGGGACGACUGAGGAGGCCGACUCUGGAUGACAGCUCUAGUUUCCUGCUGCUUUCACCAGUCCAUAGAGCUUUUUAGAUAUAUUUAAGCCAAGGGUGCGACUUCCCACUCCUCCUUUCCAUUAUUAUUAUUUUUUUAAUUAGGUAUCACAAUAGACAGAUGUUUACCACACACACACAGUAUCUUCAGGCACUGGGUGACACUGAUUUCAUCACACACUGUGGAUUUCUGGCCUCUGGUGGCUCAGACUGGUAAGACAGUCUGUUAUUAACAGCAGCUGCUUGCAAUUACUGCAGGUUCAAGUCCCACCAGGCCCAAGGUUGACUCAGCCUUCCAUCCUUUAUAAGGUAGGUAAAAUGAGGACCCAGAUUGUUGGGGGCAAUAAGUUGACUUUGUAUAUAAAUAUACAAAUGGAUGAAACUAUUGCUUGACAUAGUGUAAGCCGCCCUGAGUCUUCGGAGAAGGGCGGGAUAUAAAUGCAAAUAAAAAUAAAAAAAUUUGGGGUGAAAUCUAUACUCACAGGCCAAUAAUCCGCCAGUCGUUCACCGACCCUGCAAAAUUGGAAUCAGUUAAGAUACAACACAGUAUUUUGUACACGUCCAGCGACUGUCUAGGAACAAUCGUGUCUUUGAACUGGGCUUUUCUUGUGCUAUUCUUGAACUGCUCUCGCAUUGUUUUUGCUGUCCAGCUUUACAAAAGGGGUUCCUGUAUCUUGCAUGCAGCGCACAGCUACCUCAAAUGAUUUAUUUGUAUUCCAGAUCCGAGGUGCCUUAGGAAAGGAGAUGCAAAGCACACGGUUGUUUAAGAAAUAAUUUGGGAAAGUGCUAUGGACCACACAGGAACAUGAAUCUGGAACCUGCCAACAACUCUUUAAAGCAGCUGCAUUGAUGUAGCUGCUUUAAAGUUGCAGUCAAGUUCUAGGUUUGUCUUCUUGCAAUAUCUGGAAACACCUUUUUUGGAAUCAAAUCUCAAAAGAGACUGGCUAAAAUAGCGUCGGUGGCCCAUUUCUCUUACUCUUAGAACUGGGGUCUCUAACCUUGUGGACUUCAACUCCCAAAAUUCCUCAGCCAGCAAGUCUAACUGAGGAAUUCUGGGAGUUGAAGUCCACAAGUCUUAAAAGUUGCUAUGGUUGGAGCCCCAGCCUUAGAGGACCCAAAAUUAAACUGUAAAAAUUUGCCUUUUAAAACAAAUAAGAAUGGCCAAAACUUUUCCAAAGAGGGUAGAAUAGGCACGAUAUCAGUGCUAAUAUUGCCAAAUUUCAGCCAUUUUUGCCAUGUUAUUUUAUUGAAACCAUAACGUAAGAAGUUGGGAUGAUAGCCAACGCUUGAAAAAGACACUAACCCAUGAUACACCUGAUAUGAACACAAAGCACACGUUCGUGGUGAAGAUAAGCCAUUGAUGCCCUCGUUUUAGCUGUAUGGAGGAGGUCCUAGUUUUGGUCUAUGGCAAGAUCAAAGCAUCCUGCAAGCCAGAUCCAGCCUCCGUGCCACGAGUUUGACACCCCUGGUCUAUGGCAUCUCUGGGUUAAAUUAAUGCGGUGUUGAAAGUUGCUUGGGUGAAUUUUUUCUUCCCUUUUAGAAAGUGGUGUCUGUGAAUUGCUGUCUUAUUCUCAGAAUGUUUGAGGAUUUCUCUUGGUUGCUUUGCACUGACUCGGUUGUGGGAAGCGGCAAAGGAUGGGCUGCUUUCGCUGACUCAUCUUUCCCUCACUCCUGACACCUCCCUUGGCGGGCUGCCCUUUCUACCGGGACAGGCCAGCCGGUGGGGUUUUUCUCAUGACAUCCUUUCCUGGGAUUGAACAAGAGAGUGAAGAGCCAAGCCUGGCUGCAGUCUCCAGGAAAGAUAAGGCUGCAAUAGAGACAGUCCACGCCUUCCUUUGAUCAUCAAAACGAGCACAAUCUGCUGACCACGGGAAAGGCCUCUCAAAUUCUUCUUUGAAAUAAAAUGUGAAAGCAAAUCUUGUUUGCCUGGAAUGGAAUAAAAACUAGUAGAAGCAAAUGCAGGAGAAUGUGUUUUUCGGUCCUCGGCUUAUAACCACAGUUGACCCAAAAUUUCUGUUGCUGAGCGAGACAAUUCAUUGGGUGGAAGCUAAUCAAGGAGAGAAGCAACCUAGAACUAAGGAGAAAUUUCUUGAUAGGACGAUUAACCAGUGGAGUGAAUGGCCUCCAGAAAUUGCAGGUGCUCCAACACUGGAAGUUUUUAAGAAGAGAUUGGGCAGCCAUUUUGUCCAGAAUGGUCUCCUGCUUCUGCAGGGGGUUGGACUAGAAGACCUCCGAGGUCCCUUCCAACUCUGUUGUUCUUUUUCUUAAGUGAGUUUUGUCCCAUUUUGUGAACUUCUUGCCACAGCUAUUAAGCGAAUUGCUGUAAUUCUUAUAAAUUAAUAACGCAGUUGUUGCGUGAGUCUGACUUUCCCAUUGAUGUGGCUUGUCAGAAAGUCUCAAAAGACGAUCGCAUGACCCCGGGACCCUGCAACUGUCAUAAAUAUGAACCAGUUGCUAAGCACCAGAAUUUUGAUCUCCUGACCAUGGGGAGGCUGCAAAGGUCGUGUGAAAAACCAUCAUAAGUCACUUUUUUUUAGUGCCUUUGUAACUUUGAACGGUCACUAAAUGAAUGGUUUAGGAUUACCUGUACAGAGACCCUUACUUGUAAAAUGUGGGCAGGCAUGGUCAAGUCAAAGGAAGAUGAAGAAAUGAGGGGGCUGCCUUCUUUGCACGAUUCUGCACAGAUAUGUGCAUCCCUCUGCAGAGGAGCAAGGUCUGUUGCUCAUCCCUUCCAAUCUUAAUGAUGACCAGCAGAAGAUCCAUGGUCAUAAAUGGAACCACUUCUAAGGCAGGAGAACACCGCUAAUUCCGGUGCCAAUGCUUCACAUCUAUGGCAUAUAUGGGAAGUACAGGUAGUCCUUGACUUACAACCUUAAUUCAAUCAGAAUAGAGCUGGAAGGGACCUUGGAGGUUAUCUAGUCCAACCUCCUGGUCUUCUAAAUCAACACCAUCACCAUCCUCUUCAUCUUCCUAAUGUUAUUCCCACGGCUGUAGGUUCCGCUUUUCAGACUGACAAGACACCAUCUUGCACAACCAAAUGUAGCCCAACACACUGAGUUUGCACCAACGCGCCAUCCCAGAAAUCAAUCAAUUUCAAUCAGAAUAAAGCUGGAAGGGACCUUCAAGGUCUUCUAGUCCAACCUCCAGCUCAAGCAGGAGACCCUAUACCAUUUCAGACAAGUGACGGUUUAGUCUUCUCUUAAAAACCUCCAGUGAUGGGGUGCCCACGAUUUCUGGUGACAAGCCGUUCCACUGGUUAAUAAUUCUCACUGUUAGGAAGUUUCUCUUCAAUUCCAGGUUUAUUUAUUUAUUUUAUUUAUUUAUUAAUUCGAUUUGUAUACCGCCCUUCUUCCGAAGGACUCAGGGCAGUUCACAGCCAAUAAAAUACAUAUAAAAUACAUAUAAUAUAAGUUAAGAACAAUAUAAAAAACUGAUUCAAUUUAUGGCCUAAAAAAUAAAAUAAGAAUAAAACCCCAUUUAAAAACUGCAUUUAAGCUAGCCCUGCGCGAUGGAACAAAAGCGUCUUCAGCUCGGGGCGAAAGGUCCGGAGGUCGGGGAGUUGACGAAGCCCCGGAGGCAGCUCAUUCCAGAGGGCAGGAGCCCCCACAGAGAAGGCCCUCCCUCUGGGGGUCGCCAGCUGACAUUGUUUGACCGACGGCACCCGGAGGAGGCCCUCCCUGUGGGAGCGCACAGGUUGAUGGGAGGCUACUGGUGGCAGUAGGCGGUCCCGUAAGUAACCCGGUCCUAUGCCAUGGAGCGCUUCAAAGGUUGCUUCUCUCCUUGAUUAGUUUCCAUCCAUUGUUUCUUGUCCUGCCCUCUAGUGCUUUGGAAAAUAA